AUGAGUGCUGAUUAUAUGGCCAGAAGAGGAUGGGAUUCCAAUGAUCGUUAUAAUGAUUCUAGCAGCAUUAGCUUCAAUGGAAAACGAACAAGCAAACGAAUUGCUAUCUUCCUCAUAGUUCUUUUGUGUUUCCUACUGUUGGCAGCUGUCGUAAUAAUAAUCUUCUUUGCCACAGGAGUUAUUUCUUCGAGCGCUGAAGAAUUGAUAGGAACCACGACAACCAUCAGACCAACGUUUUAUCCUCCAACAAGACCUACAGUCCCUCCACCAAAUCCUCAACCUACGAAUGUAACGUUCGUUUGUACGUUCUUGAUUCUUCGACAAGCGAAUUCAGCCUAUGAUGUGAAAAGUUCAAACAACUUUCAAACAGCUUUUCAGCGAGUCCGAAACGCGCUUCUCACAGUUAUCUAUCAAUCGACGUUGCAACCUUUGGGAGUUACAGCGUUUCUCCAAGAUUUACAGAACAGGCAAGAUGAUCUACAAGUCUUGUUUCUUCUAGUUUUCCCAUCUUCAUCGCCAGUUGAUAAUUCGUCUAUAACUAAUGUCCUUCGUGCUGAUAUAACAAAGUUCCAAAAUCAACUGGGUGGGAAUGUUGUCAUAGACUCGAAUAGCAUCACAGUUGCUCGGACAUAG
Messenger RNA from Auanema sp. JU1783, 633 nucleotides. The record is from the annotation of a GenBank genome assembly. NCBI's taxonomy places the organism in Eukaryota, Metazoa, Nematoda, Chromadorea, Rhabditida, Rhabditidae.